Molecule: messenger RNA, 10001 nt
Organism: Cercocebus atys (sooty mangabey)
Lineage: Eukaryota; Metazoa; Chordata; Mammalia; Primates; Cercopithecidae
Gene: POLQ
Product: polymerase (DNA directed), theta
Exons: 31
Coding region: 114-8030 (2638 amino acids)
Biological process (GO): DNA-templated DNA replication; double-strand break repair via alternative nonhomologous end joining
Molecular function (GO): DNA binding; DNA-directed DNA polymerase activity; ATP binding
Source: RefSeq, a predicted model, not a curated record
UUGAGUUUGAAGACCGGCGGGAAAAUGACAGCAUCUCUUGCCUGGCCAGGGUUCUCCCGAGAGGGAGGACGCUGGAACUGUGGCUUGCCCUGAUCGGCCGAGAAGGAUUUGCCAUGAAUCUUCUGCGUCGGAGUGGGAAACGGCGGCGUUCAGAAUCAGGCUCAGAUUCGUUCUCGGGAAGUGGCGGUGACAGCAGUGCCAGCCCCCAGCUCCUCUCCGGGUCCGUGCUGAGUCCGCCGCCGGGCCUGGGUCGCUGCCUGAAGGACCGCAGCCGUCAGUCGGCCGCAGCUGCAGGAGAAUGCAAGCCUACAGUUCCUGACUACCAAAUAGACAAGCUACUAUUGGCAAACUGGGGACUUCCUAAAGCAGUUCUGGAAAAAUACCACAGUUUUGGUGUAAAAAAGAUGUUCGAAUGGCAGGCAGAGUGCCUUUUGCUUGGACAAGUCCUGGAAGGAAAGAAUUUAGUUUAUUCAGCUCCUACAAGUGCUGGGAAGACUCUUGUGGCAGAAUUACUUAUUUUGAAGCGGGUUUUGGAAAUGCGGAAGAAAGCUUUGUUUAUUCUUCCCUUUGUUUCUGUGGCUAAAGAGAAGAAAUACUACCUCCAGAGUCUGUUUCAGGAAGUAGGAAUAAAAGUAGACGGUUAUAUGGGCAGCACCUCUCCGUCAAGGCAUUUCUCUUCAUUGGAUAUUGCAGUCUGCACAAUUGAGAGAGCCAAUGGUCUGAUCAAUCGCCUCAUAGAGGAAAAUAAGAUGGAUCUGUUAGGAAUGGUGGUUGUGGAUGAAUUACAUAUGCUGGGAGACUCUCACCGAGGGUAUCUGCUGGAACUUUUGCUGACCAAGAUUUGCUAUAUUACUCGGAAAUCAGCAUCUUGUCAGGCAGAUUUAGCCAGUUCUCUGUCUAAUGCUGUGCAGAUUGUUGGCAUGAGUGCUACCCUUCCUAAUUUGGAGCUUGUGGCUUCCUGGUUGAAUGCUGAACACUACCAUACCGACUUUCGCCCUGUACCACUUUUGGAGUCAGUAAAAGUUGGAAAUUCCAUAUAUGACUCUUCAAUGAAACUUGUGAGGGAAUUUGAACCUAUGCUACAAGUGAAGGGAGAUGAGGACCAUGUUGUUAGUUUAUGUUAUGAGACGAUUCGUGAUAACCAUUCAGUAUUACUUUUUUGUCCAUCAAAGACAUGGUGUGAGAAGCUGGCAGAUAUCAUUGCUCGAGAGUUUUAUAAUCUACAUCAUCAAACUGAGGGAUUGGUGAAACCCUCUGAAUGCCCACCAGUAAAUCUAGAACAAAAAGAACUCCUGGAAGUGAUGGAUCAGUUAAGACGUUUGCCUUCAGGACUGGACUCUGUAUUACAGAAAACUGUACCAUGGGGAGUAGCAUUUCAUCAUGCAGGUCUUACUUUAGAAGAGAGAGAUAUUAUUGAAGGAGCCUUCCGUCAAGGUCUCAUUCGGGUCUUGGCGGCAACUUCUACUCUUUCUUCUGGGGUGAAUUUACCUGCACAUCGUGUGAUUAUUCGAACCCCUAUUUUUGGUGGUCGACCUUUAGAUAUUCUUACUUAUAAGCAGAUGGCUGGUCGUGCUGGCAGGAAAGGAGUGGACACAGUAGGCGAGAGUAUCUUAAUUUGUAAGAACUCUGAGAAAUCAAAAGGGAUAGCUCUCCUUCAGGGUUCUCUAAAGCCUGUUCGCAGCUGUCUGCAAAGACGAGAAGGAGAAGAAGUAACGGCCAGCAUGAUACGAGCUAUUCUGGAGAUAAUAGUUGGUGGAGUGGCAAGUACAUCACAAGAUAUGCAUACUUAUGCUGCCUGCACAUUUUUGGCUGCAAGUAUGAAAGAAGGGAAGCAAGGAAUUCAGAGAAAUCAAGAGUCUGUUCAGCUUGGAGCAAUUGAGGCCUGCGUGAUGUGGCUGCUAGAAAAUGAAUUCAUCCAGAGUACAGAAGCCAGUGAUGGAACAGAAGGAAAGGUGUAUCAUCCAACACAUCUUGGUUCGGCUACUCUUUCUUCUUCACUUUCUCCAGCUGAUACUUUAGAUAUUUUUGCUGACCUGCAAAGAGCAAUGAAGGGCUUUGUUUUAGAGAAUGAUCUUCAUAUUCUUUAUCUGGUUACACCUAUGUUCGAGGAUUGGACUACUAUUGAUUGGUAUCGAUUUUUCUGUUUAUGGGAGAAGUUGCCAACUUCAAUGAAAAGGGUGGCAGAGCUAGUGGGAGUUGAAGAGGGGUUCUUGGCCCGCUGUGUGAAAGGAAAAGUAGUAACCAGAACUGAGAGACAGCAUCGACAAAUGGCCAUCCAUAAAAGGUUUUUCACCAGUCUUGUGCUAUUAGAUUUAAUCAGUGAAGUUCCCUUAAGGGAAAUUAAUCAGAAAUAUGGAUGCAAUCGUGGACAGAUUCAAUCUUUGCAACAGUCAGCUGCUGUUUAUGCAGGGAAAAAACAAGGAAAUAUAAAUACAUCUAAAGAAAUGGCGAAUUCGUCUGUAAAAAAAAAUCAAUUCAACAAUUAUUCUAUGAAUGUUCUAGGGAUGAUUACAGUGUUUUCCAACCGUCUGGGCUGGCACAACAUGGAACUACUACUUUGCCAAUUUCAGAAGCGUCUUACAUUUGGCAUCCAGAGGGAGCUGUGUGACCUGGUUCGGGUAUCCUUACUAAAUGCUCAGAGAGCCAGGGUUCUCUAUGCUUCUGGCUUUCAUACUGUGGCGGACCUUGCUAGGGCAAAUAUUGUGGAGGUGGAGGUGAUUCUGAAAAGUGCUGUGCCUUUCAAAAGUGCCCGGAAGGCAGUGGAUGAGGAAGAGGAAGCAGUUGAAGAACGUCGGAAUAUGCGAACUAUCUGGGUGACUGGCAGAAAAGGUUUAACUGAAAGGGAAGCAGCAGCCCUUAUAGUGGAAGAAGCCAGAAUGAUUCUGCAGCAGGACUUAGUUGAAAUGGGAGUGCAAUGGAAUCCCUGUGCCCUGUUACAUUCUAGUACAUGUUCAUUGACUCACAGUGAGUCAGAAGUAAAGGAACACACAUUUAUAUCCCAAACUAAGAGUUCUUAUAAAAAAUUAACAUCAAAGAACAAAAGUAACACAAUAUUUAGUGAUUCUUACAUUAAGCAUUCACCAAAUAUAGUGCAAGACUUAAAUAAAAGUAGAGAGCAUACAAGUUCCUUUAAUUGUAAUUUCCAGGAUGGGAAUCAAGAACAUCAGAGACAUUCCAUUUUCAGAGCAAAAAAACGGGCCUCUUUGGAUAUAAAUAAAGAGAAGCCAGGAGCCUCUCAGAAUGAGGGGAAAACAAGCAAUAAGAAAGUUGUUAAGAUUUUUUCAGAGAAAACAAAAAAGGUACCUUUGAAUUUCAAUUCAGAAAAGAUGAGCAGAAGUUUUCGAUCUUGGAAACAUAGAAAGCAUCUAAAGCAAUCUAGGGACAGCAGCCCCCUGAAAGACUCUGGAGCAUGUAGAAUCCAUUUACAGGGACAGACUCUGUCUAAUCCUAGUCUUUGUGAAGACCCAUUUACCUUAGAUGAGAAGAAUACAGAAUUUAGAAAUUCAGGGCCAUUUGAUAAAAAUGUAUCUUUGAGUGGUAAGGAAAAAGAUAACAAAACAUCAUUCCCAUUACAAAUAAAGCAAAGUUGUUCACGGAACAUAACACUAACUAAUGACAAUUUUGUGGAAGAUAUUGUCACAGGAUCUCAGAGUAAAAAUGUGACUUGUCAGGCCACUAGUGUGGUUGGUGAAAAGGGCAGAGGAGUAGCUGUUGAGGCAGAAAAAAUAAAUGAAGUGCUGAUACAAAAUGAUUCAAAAAACCAGAAUGUUUAUGUGAAACACUGUGACACCCAUCCAAUUAACCAGUACCCGCAAAAGCAAUCUCAUGAACAGGCAAGCACUUUUACCCAACAGAAAAAUAUAAUAGAGAGACAAAUGCCCUGUGAAGCAGUCAGUAGUUACAUAAAUAGAGACUCAAAUGUUACUAUUAAUUGUGAAAGGAUAAAGCUUAAUACGGAGGAAAAUAAACCAAGUCAUUUUCAGGCAUUAGGAGAUGAUAUAAGCAGAACUGCGAUACCCAGUGAAGUGCUUCCAUCAACUGGAGCAUUUAGCAAAUCAGGAGGCCAGCAUGAGAAUUUUCUAAAUAUUUCUAGACUACAAGAAAAAACAGGUACUUACACAACAAACAAAACUAAAAAUAAUCAUGUUUCUGACUGUGAUUUUGAAGAUAGUUUCUACCUGGAUACUCAGUCAGAGAAAAUAAUGCAACAGAUGGCAACUGAAAGCACCAAACUAGGAGCAAAGGACACCAACCUGGCAGCAGGGAUAAUGCAGAAGAGCGUAGUCCAACAGAACUUGAUGAACUCUUUUCAGAAAGAGUGUCACAUUCCUUUUCCUGCUAAGCAGCAUCCUCUAGGAGCGACUAAGAUAGAUCAUUUGGACCUUAAGACUGUAGGUACUAUGAAACAAAGCACUGAUUCACAUGGGGUUGAUAUCCUGACUCCAGAAAGCCCAAUUUUCCAUUCUCCAAUACUAUUGGAGGAAAAUGGUCUUUGUUUUAAAAAGAAUGAACUUUCUGUUACUGAUUCUCAAUUAAAUAGUUUUCUUCAAGGUUAUCAAACACAAGAAACUGUGAAACCAGUUAUACCUCUGAUUCCUCAAACGAGAACUCCCAGUGGUACAGAAGGAGAAUGUCUUCCAGUUCCUGAAACAAGUUUGAAUAUGAGUGACAGUUUACUCUUUGAUAGUUUCAGCGAUGACUAUCUAGUAAAAGAACAAUUACCUGAUGUGCAAACGAAAGAACCCCUUCCUUCAGAAGUAACAUCACACCAUUUUAGUGAUUCUCUGUGUCUACAACAAGAAGACCUAAUUAAAAAAUCAAAUGUAAAUGAGAAUCAAGAUACCUGCCAGCAGUUGACUUUUUCCAAUGAUGAAUCUGUUAUAUUUUCAGAAAUGGAUUCUGUUCAGAUGGUUGAAGCUUUGGACAAUGCGGAUAUAUUUCCUGUUCAAGGGAAGCAUCAUACUGUAGUAUAUCCUAGAGCAUUAGAACUAAAUGAUCCAGUACUUGAUGAGCACCACCAAGGUGAUCAAGAUGGAGGAGAUCAAGAUGAAAGGGCUGAAAAAUCAAAAUUAACUGGGACCAGGCAAAAUCAUUCAUUCAUAUGGUCAGGGGCAUCAUUUGAUCUAAGUCCAGGACUGCAAAGGAUUUUAGAUAAAGUGUCCAGUCCACUAGAAAAUGAAAACCUAAAAUCAGUGACUAUAAACUUGUCUAGUUUGAAUGGAAAAAAUACAGAGUUAAAUGAAGAACAAGAAGUUAUUUCAAACUUGGAGACAAACCAAGUGCAGGGAAUUUCAUUUUCUUCUAAUAGUGAAGUAAAAAGCAAGAUUGAGAUGCUAGAAAACAAUGCCAAUCAUGGUGAAACCUCAUCCCUCUUACCUCGUAAAGAAAGCGAUAUAGUUGAUGAUAAUGGUCUCAUUCCUCCUACACCCGUUCCAACGUCUGCUUCUAAGCUGACAUUUCCAGGGAUUCUUGAAACACCUGUAAACCGUUGGAAAACUAAUAAUGUUUUACAACCUGGUGAAAGUUAUUUAUUUGACUCACCUUCAGACAUUAAAAACCACGAUUUAAGUCCAGAGAGUAGAAAUGGGUUCAAAGACAACAACCCUAUUAGUGACACAGGCUUUUCACUUCAGUUAUCACAGGAUGGAUUACAGUUAACUCCAGCCUCAAGCAGUUCAGAAAGUUUGGCCAUAAUUGAUGUAGCAAGUGACCAAAAUCUUUUUCAAACAUUCAUUAAGGAGUGGCGGUGCAAAAAGCGAUUUUCCAUCUCACUGGCUUGUGAAAAGAUUAGAAGUUUCACAUCUUCUAAAACUGCUACUAUUGGUGGUAGGUUUAAGCAAGCUAGCUCACCUCAGGAAAUUCCUAUUAGAGAUGAUGGAUUUCCUAUUAAAGGUUGUGAUGACAUCUUGGUGGUUGGACUGGCAGUAUGCUGGGGUGGAAGGGAUGCCUAUUAUUUUUCAUUGCAGAAGGAACAAAAGCAUUCUGAAAUUAGUGCCAGUUUGGUUCCACCUUCUCUAGAUCCAAGCCUGACUUUGAAAGACAGGAUAUGGCACCUUCAAUCUUGCUUGCGAAAGGAAUCUGAUAAAGAACGUUCUGUUGUCAUCUAUGACUUCAUCCAGAGCUAUAAAAUUCUUCUUCUUUCUUGUGGCAUCUCCUUGGAACAAAGUUAUGAAGAUCCUAAGGUGGCAUGCUGGUUACUAGAUCCAGAUUCUCAGGAGCCGACUCUUCAUAGCAUAGUUACCAGUUUUCUUCCUCAUGAGCUUCCACUCCUAGAAGGGAUGGAGACCAGCCAAGGGAUUCAAAGCCUGGGGCUAAAUGCUGGCAGUGAGCAUUCUGGGCGAUACAGAGCAUCUGUGGAGUCCAUUCUCAUCUUCAACUCUAUGAAUCAGCUCAACUCUUUGUUGCAGAAGGAAAACCUUCAAGAUGUUUUCCAUAAGGUGGAAAUGCCCUCUCAGUACUGCUUGGCCUUGCUCGAACUAAAUGGAAUUGGCUUUAGUACUGCAGAAUGUGAAAGUCAGAAACACAUAAUGCAAGCCAAGCUGGAUGCGAUUGAGACCCAGGCCUAUCAACUAGCUGGCCACAGUUUUUCUUUCACCAGUUCAGAUGACAUCGCUGAGGUUUUAUUUUUGGAAUUGAAGUUGCCCCCAAAUGGAGAGAUGAAAAACCAAGGCAGCAAGAAAACUCUGGGUUCCACCAGAAGAGGGAAUGACAAUGGACGCAAGCUAAGGCUGGGAAGACAGUUCAGCACUAGUAAGGAUGUUUUAAAUAAAUUAAAGGCAUUACAUCCUUUACCAGGUUUGAUAUUAGAAUGGAGAAGAAUCACUAAUGCUAUUACCAAAGUGGUCUUUCCCCUUCAGCGGGAAAAGCGUCUUAAUCCUUUUCUUGGAAUGGAAAGAGUCUAUCCUGUAUCACAGUCGCACACUGCUACAGGACGAAUAACCUUUACAGAACCAAAUAUUCAGAAUGUGCCAAGAGAUUUUGAAAUCAAAAUGCCAACACUAGUAGGAGAAAGCCCACCUUCUCAAGCUAUAGGCAAAGGCCUACUUCCCAUGGGCAGAGGAAAAAGUAAGAAGGGUUGCAGCCUGAACCCUGGACGCCAGGCACAGAUGGAGGAGAGAGCUGCAGACAGAGGAAUGCCAUUUUCAAUUAGCAUGCGACAUGCCUUUGUUCCUUUCCCAGGUGGUUUAAUACUGGCUGCUGACUACUCCCAGCUUGAACUGAGGAUCUUGGCUCAUUUAUCCCAUGAUCGUCGUCUCAUUCAAGUGUUAAACACUGGAGCUGAUGUUUUCAGGAGCAUUGCAGCAGAAUGGAAGAUGAUUGAGCCAGAGUCUGUUGGGGAUGAUCUGAGGCAGCAGGCAAAACAGAUUUGCUAUGGGAUCAUUUAUGGAAUGGGAGCUAAAUCUUUGGGAGAGCAGAUGGGCAUUAAAGAAAAUGAUGCUGCUUGCUAUAUUGACUCCUUCAAAUCCAGAUACAUAGGGAUUAAUCAAUUCAUGAGAGAGACAGUGAAAAAUUGUAAAAGAGAUGGGUUUGUUCAAACCAUUUUGGGAAGGCGUAGAUAUUUACCAGGAAUCAAAGACAACAACCCUUAUCAUAAAGCUCACGCUGAGCGUCAAGCUAUCAACACAACAGUCCAAGGAUCGGCAGCUGAUAUUGUCAAAAUAGCCACAGUUAACAUUCAGAAGCAAUUAGAGACCUUCCACUCAACUUUCAAAUCCCAUGGCCAUCGAGAGGGUAUGCUCCAAAGUGACCGAACAGCAGGAUUGUCACGAAAGAGAAAACUGCAAGGGAUGUUCUGCCCAGUCAGAGGAGGCUUUUUCAUCCUUCAACUCCAUGAUGAACUCCUGUAUGAAGUGGCAGAAGAAGAUGUUGUUCAGGGUCUUUAUAAAAGGGAAGCAGAUGGUCAGAGUCAGGGAAGAUACGACAACAGAAACAGAGAAAGAUUGCAAGAUGCUACACUGCUGGCUUUAAAGUUGGAAGAAUGGUCCAUGAGCCAAGGAAUGCAGGAACCCUCAAAAAAUUGGAAAAGGUGAACUUCAAUCAACAUCGUCAAAAGUUGUCUUUAAAUUCUUCCAACAAAAAGUAACACAUUUCCUCAAAUUGCUGGAGAUUUUGAAUGGCUAUUGGGUUAAUAAAUUCUAGCAAAACGUGUGAGUUUUGGGAAGUUGUAUUUGAUAGAUUUGCUGUACAUUGCUCUCCCACCCCCUCCCUGCCUUUUGAAAACAAUUACACUUUGCAAAACCAUAGUUCAUAGUGUUAUAAAUGGGUCUUACCUCUGUCCAUAUGUAAUCUUGGCAAAAAUCAUUAGUGCAUGACAUCAUGACAUAAGAGAGCAUCUAUGUACAAACAUAUACAAUUUUAUUGAUAUCUCUACAGACUACAAGAAUUUUGUUAAGUAUAGUCACAAUUGCUGAGUGCAACAGAAAAAUAGUAAUUUGUCAUUUUCUGAAAAGAUGCAAAAAUUCUGAAGAUGAAAGAAAGAUACAUCAAUGAUGUCAUCUGUUUCUUAUUUCCUAGAAUAAAACAUCACAUAAUUAAGUACUAAAAAUUAUAGGUUAUUAGAGAUUCUGAUCCUGUGUACAAUUGUCCAAAACCACCACCUAGUUUAUUUUCUGGCUUUGCGGUUAAGAAGGGUGGGCCAACAGCAGAGGGAAAGCAGUAUGAGGGCGAUAACUCUGAGUUUCUUCUCAGUAUGCGUUACUGCCUUUGAUAGGCUGGAUUUUCCUUUUUUGAAGGUGUAAGCACUCUUUCAGGGCACUGGAUGUCAUACAGGAAGUUACAGGUAUUCUUUUCCUUUAAACAUAUGUCCAAAGACUAAGAAAAUAAAUCCAAGUGGCCCUGGGAGCUUUUGAUUGAGAUAACAAUCAAAAAGGAAGAUUUGUUCUUCCUUUUUGCUAAGACCAAGUCCAGUGAAAUAUACCUACAACAGAACAGGUACCUGGUACCUAUGUCUCCUCCAGAAGAAGAAUGAAUAAUAAAUUUGGACCUAAUUUAGCAAAUGAUUGUUUUGAGAAUUUCCACUGUCUAAAUAUGAAGAAUUAGUUUUCCACUUAGCUUUAUAUGCUGUUGUAUGUACUGCGCUACUUCUGGUAUCUUGUGAUGUCACAUGUGUAAGACAGUUGAAAAAAAAAACCUAGACCUUUUAAUUGGAAUAAUUGAUGGACAAGUCACAUAGGAGAAUAUCACAAAGACGGUUAUUAAGAGUUAAUGGGGCAUUGCCUGGUCAGAAAUUCCCAAAUACUUUUGUUCUAUGAGACAUCCAGAAUAAAUACCAUUACAAUAUCUUACAUUUUGCCUUCCCUGACCACUCAGAACUGGGGCUGGAGCACCAGCCAAGGCAAACAAACAAGUUUUCCUUAGUUGGCCAUAAAGCAGUGAUAAUCACCUUUGGCUGGAUAUUAGAACCACCUUGGAGCUUUCACAAAUAUUGGUAUCUGGUUCCCACUCCAAACGAUUUUAAUAUAAUUGGGAAUUUUAAAAUUUCCUGAGGUGAUUCUUAUGUAGAGCCAAGGUUGAGAAUCACUCCUCUAGAUAAAUAUGGAAAUCAAAGCAUCUGUGUAUCUGAUUCCUUAAAGCCUCUUUCGCUUCACUGUGGCUCCCAUGUCCUUCCUCACCACAGUCUUCUUGCACCAAAUUGGUACUUCCUCCUCCUUUUCUGAGACAGACCUUACCUAUUCUACAUUUCAUGCUUUCAGGGCUAUGUUGUCUGCAAAUACACACACUAAACUUGUUAUGUUAACAACUAUGUUCCCUGGAAUGGUGCAUAUUAGAGGUACUGCUCAAACCAGGUACACCACAAGUAUUUCUGGCACCCAGGACAGUGUGCAUGUGAAAUAGUACCCAGCCAAAAAUGGAGUUGCGUGACAGAGGACAGAGGUGAAGAAGCUGUGAAAGCUACCACAUUUCUCCUGACACAGAGACCAAGACCUGAUACGUUUUGACUUCUUUUUUUUUUUUUUUUGAGACGGAGUCUCGCUCUGUCGCCCAGGCUGGAGUGCAGUGGC